CUUUUGGGUAUCCAAAGACAGACGAAGGUUGAUGAACGAAAUUGAGAGAUUAGAUGUGAUUUCCAGAGCCAAGUACACUGUAAAAUCUGACAACACAGCGGCACUGGGCCUAGAGCGAUGCGCUAAUGAUACCACCCGUUUGUUUUACUACACGAAACACCGUAGAUUGGGCGUAAUCAAUUCUGACGGGAGAGGGGAUACGACAAUCAAGGUCAUCUCUAAACCGUAUUGGAGCACCUCACAAAUCAGCAAGUAUGGGAGCAAGCUGCUCUGGACUGGUUUUGAUACAACCGAUUCUACGCAUAUACAAACCCACAUAUUUGAGUACGAUCUCAAGUUCUCUACUCUCAGGAUCCUCAACAAGACAGUGACACUGAAUAACGGCAGCAAGUACACCAUCGAGCCUCGAUUCAUAAUGAGGAUAAUUUCAAAUAUUUCGUAUGACGAACCCGUUGCCAUAGAAGGAUGUCCUGAGAACAUCGUAGCUGUGAUUGACGACAACGCCACAAACACCGUUAACACAUCGUCAGUAAACUGGACUGAACCUGUUUUAAACAGCUUCUCCAGUUGUCCCAUAAUGGAUUUCAAAGGACCAGGAAGCAAUGGCGGGGACUACCCUAUUGGCGUAACUGAGGUGUCUUACCAAGCCAGAGAUGCUGCAGGAAACACCGAUAGAUGCUCAUUUAAAGUGACGGUUCGAAAAGCCCAAGAACCUUGUUCUGACCCGUGCAUGAAUGGAGGGACUUGUGUGGAAGGCACUUGCAUUUGCAGAGAAGGAUUUGGAGGUACUGCAUGUGAGGAGAAGCUUACAUCAGUAACGUGUGAUAGUGACUCGAUGACCGUCAUCAUAAGUAAUGACCUUUUCGUUGGUAUUGGCCCGGAAGAUGUUUAUUUUCGUGACAGUUCCUGCUCAACUACAAGUAGCACUCUUACUCAUAUGACCCUUUCUACCAACUAUGAUGAGUGUCGUACCACCAGAACGGAAAAUGCCACAACCAUUACAUUCUCGAAUGUCAUCGCUUACAAACUUGAGCCUAUACCUGGUACUGAUAUUACUCGUGAAAAUCAGAGGCAGAUUGAGAUUUCGUGUUCCCUGGACAAGACCUCACAGGUUGGGCAGUCUUUCAAACCAAUGGUCGGUGAAAUAAAGUUUAGUGACAAGGGUUCCGGUCACUUCCAGCUGUACAUGACAAGGUUCAAGAACGAGUCCUUUGAUGAGCCCGAAGAUACCCACGCCGAGGUCUGGCUAAACCAGGCGCUCUACUUUGAAGUCAAACUUGACUCGGUAGAAGAAGUUGGUAUGUUUAUCGAACGAUGCUGGGCGACAGCCGGCCAAGAACAUGAUUCAACUCCAAGCUAUCAUCUUUUUACCGACAGAUGUCCUUCCAAUAUUGAUGGAACUGUUCAAGUCUUUUUUCCGAACGAGACGGAUCGAGAAGGAUUUAAGUUUGAUGCAUUUGCCUUUGUUGGACGUCUGGACAUGGUGUACGUUCAUUGUCAAGUGAGGGUGUGUAUGGAUGAAGAGGCCCAUGUGUAUCGAGAGUGCUCCUCCACUUCUGAUUUGGGACGCAAACGUCGAUCUUCUUCAUUCCUGUCCACUCAAACGAUCAGUAGUGCGCCGAUCCGUGUCCGCCGCUCAACCAACAACAUGGCUACUAAUGAUCUGUCUGCCUACAAUUCUUUUGGGAUGUUCCUCAUUGGAAUGGUCGCAACCGUGGUUGCCGUAGCAACCCUGAUGGGCGUGGUCAAGCUAAUUGGUCGUUCAACCGACAUCAGCUACAAGAGAGUCCAAACUGCUUCCAUGGAAGAGAUGUAGAAGCGAUCAAUGGCCAGAGUGGAAUUCAUAUUCGGAGUGACGUCACGUGGAUUAGCGCGCUACUUGACAGCCAGGUGCGCAAGGUCAAAGGUCAAGCAGUAACAUUACACAAUUCCCUCAAUUAAAUUAGAGAAGUUCAAAUCUGUCUAACUUCCCUAGUAUAGGCAACAACUACAGAAAAUAAUGAUUGAAAAAAUUCUACUAAUGUCAUUCUCCUUAUAUACCACUCUGGUAAUACGAAAAUCCUGACUUAUUAUAUGCUUUUGAAGAGAUAUAGACGAGCACUAUUCAUUUAACUAUAACGAUAAUUGUAAUUCUCCUUGAUUUAAUUUACUUUUGGUGAAGGCUUUUUUUUCAUUAUAUUUUAAAGUAAGUUUACGAAAGACUAAGUAAGUAUUCAUAUCGUUGAAAGAAUUGCUUCAAACUUUAUCGUAUCAUCUAUAUUCAGAAUUGUGCACUCAUGUUAAUCAAGAUUAGUUGACGCUCUGGGACAAAAAGAACUGGAAAUAGUGAUUCCUUUAUUCGAAAAUUAAAAAAAAGUAAAAUAAAAAUAAUAGCAUCAUUAUUGUCGUCUGUCAAAUACCACACUUGAAUCCUCAAAGGAUUAAAUAUUCUGUUUGAUUUAUAAGAACAGCGAAUAUCAAACUGUAACAAUAACUGUGAUUUAAUUAAGUAUUUAUUCUUAUUUUAUUUUACUGCAGUUGGUUGAGGGCCUAUUUUGUGCGUAUGUUUUAAUGUAAGUUUAUAAGUAAGUAGCAAUUUCAUUAUAGAAUAAUUCAAACUUUAUCGUAUCAUUCUAUUAAGAAAUGUUUGUACUCACGAUAGUCAAUACUUUAUAUCUGAUGCUCCUGAACAAAAAAAAACAAUAACAAAAUAAAAAUCCGCUGACAUGAUUCUCUCCCAUUACAACUCUGGCAACAAUUAAAGGCUUCAAAUUCUUUCAAUAUUUUAUUUGUUUACAAUUUUGCAUUAAAGGAGCCAUUGGAUAAAAUUUUUUAUUCAAUUAUGACAAUAAUUGUCAUUCAUUUGAAUAUUUCUUCUUAUUUUAUUCCAAUUCUUGUGGAAAGUUAAUUUUUAUGUCUUAAAUUUUGUUUUAAUGUACGUUUUCGGAAGACUACUCUAAAAUACAAUGGACCUAAUCUAGGAGGCGUUUCACAAAGAUUUAAGUGUGACUUAGGCCCGUAUUUUGAAGUCGGGUGUAACUUAGAAUUUGGUCUAUUAAACUCUGUGCUUAAAUCAUGGGAAGCCAAAUGUUUUAAAAAAAAAUUACAGAGAGUGAUUCUCACAUGUUAAUUGUACUCUUUACUAAUUAUUAAAUGGUGAGGAUGUUUUGGGAGCAAAAUGAGCUGAUAAAUUGAACCUCUAUUGUAAGAGGUUUGUGUAACAACUGGCUUUCCAUAGUUAAACCACAAAAACCAGAGUUUGAAUUAAACCCAACUUCAGAAUACGGGCUGUAGAGUCACGCGUUCCAGCUGCAUGAGUUAUGAAACGCAUCACCGCAUUUUACAAAUCAGGCUAAGCGGACACUCGCCACCGUGUUUGCAGCAGAACUUCAAGUUACACUUAAAUCUUUGUAAAACACACCCAAGUCUCUAAAUACAUUUAUCUCGGUGUGACAAGAUCUCAUACUUCUUUGAAGUGAUAUUUGCAUCUUUUAAGAGUAGAAUUUACAUCUAUUUUGAUUGAAAAUGUCUAGAAAGAUGCAAAGUUAACCCUAGAGGGAGGUGACUAUGAAAUUCACUCAAUGGUAUUGGUCACUCCGAGCGGAAUUGAUAUUAUGGUGACUAGAUUUAGAUUGGUUGUUUUGCAAUUAGAUCGUAUCUAAGUAGAAACAACAUUGUAAUAAUUAUUUAUACAGUUUGAUAUCAUGAUAAUCCAAACCAACAUGAUAACGAAGACGUGUUUCUUUUCCACUAUCUUCUUAUGAUAUAGUCCAGCUAACUCGGUUUUUAACUUCCCCGAAUUCGGUCAUUUAUAUUCCGAUAUCUAGAGCAAAAUUCAAGGGACAUAAAUCAAAAACGAAAAUUGUCAACAACUUGGUUUUAAUGCAAACAAAUCACCCAGUUUGAACCUGAAUUAUGUUUAAGACGGACUGCGUAUGAAUUAUUCAAAUUAGCAAAUUAACGCAAUAAGUUCUUUUGUUCUUGAUGCAUUUUGGGGUUAUGAAAAACAGACAUAAAUUGUUGGGACAUCUAAUGAAAUAAAGGGAUAAGGGAACGAUGCUAUAUAUAUGUUACUUGUUCACCAUAAGUAUCAGAAUUCAAAUAAUAUUUGUAAUGACCAAUGGUUCUAUUGUAAGUUGCUUUUGCCAUUAUUGAAUUCUUCUAACGAAAUGUACUUCUUUCGACUAGCUUCUACUACUACUGCAUUAUUGUUAAAAUGAUAAUGAAAAAUUGUUAUGUAUUCUUUUCAAUGCUAGAAAUAUACCUUGUAGAAGUCAGAGCUAACCCCAAAUUAAUCAUGUGUAAUUUACAAAUACAUGAAGUCGUUUCAAUUUAAUUUCACAUUUCAUUUUCGAUUAGGACAAUUAAGCAUUCCUGACUUAUUUCAAAUCUUAGAAAGUAAUUUAUUAUCAACUUCUUUGUAUUUACAUUACUCAUAAUCAAAUAAAGUAUAUCAUA
Molecule: messenger RNA, 4437 nt
Organism: Lytechinus variegatus (green sea urchin)
Lineage: Eukaryota; Metazoa; Echinodermata; Echinoidea; Temnopleuroida; Toxopneustidae
Product: uromodulin-like
Exons: 9
Coding region: 32-1816 (594 amino acids)
Source: RefSeq, a predicted model, not a curated record